This is a messenger RNA of Larimichthys crocea (large yellow croaker), 3526 nucleotides long. It is a transcript of the gene elovl5, whose product is annotated as ELOVL fatty acid elongase 5. The coding region runs from base 105 to 989 and encodes 294 amino acids. The record is from RefSeq and is a predicted model, not a curated record. Lineage: Eukaryota; Metazoa; Chordata; Actinopteri; Sciaenidae. Gene Ontology annotation, cellular component: endoplasmic reticulum membrane; endoplasmic reticulum. The transcript is spliced from 8 exons. Gene Ontology annotation, biological process: fatty acid elongation, saturated fatty acid; sphingolipid biosynthetic process; very long-chain fatty acid biosynthetic process. Gene Ontology annotation, molecular function: fatty acid elongase activity.
CCCACUAUUUUCCACUGAGCGACAAGGCUGCACAUUGUGCUCAAACCGGCCAGCCAGCCAAGGUUACACAGCCGUUUUCUCUCCCCGCCUCGAAAAGGUGACAAAUGGAGACCUUCAAUCAUAAACUGAACACUUACUUAGAGUCAUGGAUGGGUCCGAGAGAUCAGCGUGUGCGGGGAUGGCUACUGCUCGACAACUACCCACCAACCUUUGCACUCACAGUCAUGUACCUUGUGAUCGUGUGGAUGGGGCCCAAGUACAUGAAACACAGGCAGCCAUACUCCUGCAGAGGCCUCCUGGUGCUCUACAAUCUGGGCCUCACACUCUUGUCCUUCUACAUGUUCUAUGAGCUUGUUACCGCUGUGUGGCAUGGUGGCUACAACUUCUACUGCCAGGACAUUCACAGUGCACAGGAAGUGGAUAAUAAGAUCAUAAAUGUCCUGUGGUGGUACUACUUCUCCAAGCUCAUCGAGUUCAUGGACACCUUUUUCUUCAUACUACGAAAGAAUAAUCACCAGAUCACCUUCCUUCACAUCUAUCACCAUGCUAGUAUGCUGAACAUCUGGUGGUUUGUUAUGAACUGGGUACCCUGCGGCCAUUCGUACUUCGGUGCCUCCCUAAACAGCUUCGUCCACGUCGUGAUGUAUUCUUAUUACGGCCUCUCGGCCAUCCCAGCCAUGCGGCCGUACCUUUGGUGGAAGAAGUACAUCACACAGUUACAGCUGACCCAGUUCUUUUUAACCAUGUCCCAGACUUUGUGCGCAGUCGUUUGGCCAUGUGGCUUCCCCAUGGGAUGGCUGUACUUCCAAAUAAGCUACAUGGUCACGCUUAUUUUCCUUUUCUCAAACUUCUACGUUCAGACUUACAAGAAGCACAGUGUGUCUCUAAAGAAGGAGCACCAGAACGGCUCUCCUGUAUCAACAAAUGGACAUGCAAAUGGGACGCCAUCUUUGGAGCACGCUGCACACAAGAAACUGAGGGUGGAUUGACAUUUGAGAAACCGUGCACACAAUUCUCACUGUAGCGCGUUAGCUAAUGCUGCUAGGAGGUAUAUGUAUCUUAUCUAGAAUAGUCUUGCACUUGAGAUGAAAAAUAAGCCAUAGCCUCAUACAUCCAGAGACUUUCCAUGUUUUUACACACGUUCCUACUCAUAGGUAUUGAAUUAUUCAAUUAAUAUAGUUAAAGGAGAAGAUUAUUGUAGUAUGGUUGACACUGCACAAUAUUGCCUCCCCUAACCUCUAGGGGAAAUUCACUCCGAAGUAAAAAUAAAAAAAUCUCUUUCUUGCUACCAGCAAACAAACAAACAAACAAACAAACAAACAAACAAACAAACAAACACACAUUCUGACUCAUUCAAUGAUGCUUUACGCACAGAAGGUCCAAAGAUGAGCUCCAGUGAGUGUGUUGGCAGCUGAAGGUUUCAUCACACUCGAUGACAUCUCAACAUCAUGUCUCAGCAACACAUGGGACAAAUAAAAUAACACAGCAGCUUACUAUGAUCCUUAAUGUGUAACUAGAGCAUGCAUCUUGUGUCUUGCUUUAUCUCACUCCUGCCUGGGCUGUUGCAUAAUCCUAAAUGUCGCCCUGUAUGAUGCUGUGAUGCGUUUUUAUGGACAGGUUGUGUAUUUGCAGAGCAGGAUCUUCAAUUUGGAAUAUUAAGCCAUCUAAACCAAAGUAUAACCAAAGCAUAGACUACAGCAUAUGCUAGGAUUUAUAUUUAAAGCAGUUAAAGACUCGGUGUUAGCGGGCAGUUGUUGUGUUUUAUGAACACAUUAUGAACUCAGUUCUCUUUAACAUACCACAUUACGAAAGAAUCAGUUUCCCUCCUUCCACACUAUUAUAUCUAUUGUCGCUUUAAAUGCAGUUAUGACUUGAAUUCAUUUAAAUAAUUACAUAAGGCGAUGCCCAUUAGGUCUGCAGUGCAGCUGCUUUUUGGUAAUAUUUAGAGAUCAAAUUUGUCAAGUGAAUAUAACCAUACAGUAUAAGUCAGUGCUAAAUACUCGGAAUAUGUUAUUUCCAGAUAAACUUUACUCUAUAGUUGAUAAUUAAAGCUCAUUAUCGACCUUGGAAACAACAAACAAAAAAAACACAGUUGACCAGAAGUCCUUAAAAAUGCUGAGAAAAUGUAAAUACAAACAUGCUGAGAGAGAACAUGUGAUACGAUCAAAAGGAAGAAAGAAUUGUAUUGAACUACUUUACAGUGUUUUUUUUUAGUCUUUACAUAAAUAGGGUGCCUUCUGGAUCGGUUGAUUUGGUUUCUAAUGUAGCAUUUUUCACUUUUUAUCAUCUUUUCAUCAUCCGCCAUCUCCGGAUUCAUGUUAGUCCAUCCAGACUAAUAUGUGUCAAACCUCCUGUUCAAAUCCUGUGCCUGACUCUUUAUCAAAUGUCCUGAUCUAUCAAUCCUAUGAUGACACAUACUAUUAUAUUAAAGGGUUAGUUGGUUUUCUUGGUGAGAAUUAGAUGAGAAGAUCAAUAUAACUUGCGUGUCUGUUUAAUAUGAAGAUACAGCCAGCAGCUGGUUACACACUAGAAACAGCUUAGUCAAAAGGUAACAAAAUCCACACUCCAAUACCUCACUUUAGAUCUUGUUAUCCUUAGCGAGCUGUUUCCAGUCUUUGUGAUAAGCAAAGCUUGAUGGGUACUAGUUGUAGCCUUAUAUUUAGCACAGAAAUAUGAAAGUAGUAGCAAUCUUCUCAUCUAAAUCUAUAAAAUAAGGCAAAAUGUUCCUUAUACAUCUUCCACAAGUGUUUCUCAUUUUACCACAUUAACAUGAUUUUCUAGAGUAAAAACAAACAAAGUCAUUAAAUGACAAUGAAUUGUUUGUUUUUGGAGAAAAAGGUUGUAGUGAUUCAACUAUUUAUUCCUUUAUGUUCCUUAUGUUAAUGUUAUUUUUCUUUAAACCAUUGCCAGGGACCUGCGCAAUAAAUGCUGGUAUAGAAAACAAAGGUACAAUGAAGUUUGAAUUAUGAAGUCUGUAAAUCUGAUACCCGCACUGCUGCGCUGCUCUACCAUGCUGAUUCAAUUUAAUGCGGUACUGUAUGGCCUUAACCACUGACUGAACAUGACAUGUUGUUCAGAUGUAUUGAAGGUGACCUAGAUUUACAUUCACUGCAUCAGAUAUUGUUAAAAUCUGAUUAUUUUUCACAAAGGCCACAUUUUCUCUGCAUGAUGAAUCUGGUCCACAGAUGUCUAUCAAUAACACAAAACCUGUUUAACAUGCAUGACCCAUAUCUACUCAGAAACUGAAUUAGGCCUGUAGUUAUUAGUUUUUGAAUUUCCAGCUACAUGACAUCCCUAUUAAAGUUUCUUCUUCAUACAGGAUGAUAGUGCUUAGCAUUAAACUAUUCCCCAAUCAAUAAAUGCCAAGGGCGCAUACAGGUAUGUAAUGAGAUAUUACAUACAUUUUAUAAACUGUCAAAAUAAAUAUUUAUAUUUUAUGAAAAUUGGGGUAAUUCUGGGUUAACAUGUUGUGACUCAUGCUUUACUCACUGUAACACAUUAAAAACAAACUGAGAUUGUAAACCUA